AUGGUUUUCUUUGAAGGCGUCACUGGUCAACAACUACUGUUUUUCCAUGAAGAUAAGACAAAAGACAGCUCAUCUGAACAAUAUUACCAAGUCCCUUUAAUUAUCUCUUUGCAUCUCCAGGCAGAUGAAAUCUCAAAACCCAAUGUAUCAGAAAGCUACGUCAGUUGUCACCUGCCAGACUGCGUCAGAUGCAAACCAAGAAAAGACAACCAACUUCUAUGGAAUGAAAGACUUACAAAGUUUUUGGAAAAGCAAACCCCAGAAAAUCAACUAUUACUUCAAGAUUUAUGCGAAAGCUUUAGACAUGAUAGGCAAGGAGCACACAUUGAUAGCAACUAUGACAAUAGAGACAAAACCUUCGAUCUUCAAAAUCCAAUGGUUUAUUCAUAUCCCAAAGUUACAGGCAUUCCAUGGUAUGAAAUUGAGGCUUUAUCUAGCGUAGCCUACAGGAGUGACGUUCAGACUUUAAAAGACAAGUUUGGAGUGAUUAAAGAGGACUUUGAAAAUGUUUACUCAAGAUAUCUGGAAGGUGAUACAACAGGGUGGUCUCUGAAUAAUGUUCCGUCGGGAUCCUGGAAUAUGUUCCACCUCUACAACCAAGGCAGGAGGAAAGAAGAGAACUGCUUGCGAUGUGUAGACACCGUGGAAGUAUUGGAGGGGUUGGAGACGUUCAUGCGGGGAGUGACGUUUGGGUAUGCAUGCUUCUCUGUCCUGCAGCCUGGCUCCCACAUCACACCCCACUACGGACCAUGUAAUAUCCGGCUUAGGUGUCAUUUAGGCAUUCGGAUCCCUGAUAACUGCUCAUUAACAGUGGCUGGUGAAUCCAAGCAGUGGACUGAAAAAGAUUGUCUCCUGUUUGACGACUCUUUUCUUCAUGAAGCAGUCAACUUAAAUGAAGGAUCCGCGAACUGUGAUGAGGUCGGGUCAAGGGUUAUUCUCAUGAUUGACCUUUGGCAUCCUGAUCUCAGCGAUUUGGAAAAGGAGGCUUUCAGGAGUGUUUUCUGCUAAAAAUUGCUACACAUUCACUUCCACGAGGGCAUGAGCAAAUGUCGAAGAGAAAACUUUCCUUCACAAACAGUAAAUUUAUUUACAAUUCACUGUUGAUGCCAGAGAGACAUUUAAUAAUGACGUUUAGCAGGUUGUCGACAUUGAGACGAGGCGAGCUCACACCUCAUAAGUUUGGAGAGACCGUUAAGAUUGUUUCGUGCAGAGUUUCCUGCUCACACAAGCAUGUGAUGUGCAAACCUUUGAAACAUGCACAUUAGGCUCAUUCAUACUAUUAUUCUGAGAAGACCAGUAUACUUGUACAAUAAAAUGAAAUACGUCUGAUUAUCAAGAAUUGUUAUUAAAUCAAAUUUAUUUAUUUCAAACUGCCAACUACGGUAUAAAAGUAGCAAUGUAUAAGUGUUUGGUAAAAGCAAAAAAAAUCCUUUGAAACUGUAGCUGUACAAGUUAAAAGUAACAAUGAAAAUACAUGAUGUACAGUGUUAAAGCAUUAAG
Molecule: messenger RNA, 1500 nt
Organism: Strongylocentrotus purpuratus (purple sea urchin)
Lineage: Eukaryota; Metazoa; Echinodermata; Echinoidea; Camarodonta; Strongylocentrotidae
Gene: asphd2
Product: aspartate beta-hydroxylase domain-containing protein 2
Exons: 3
Coding region: 1-1008 (335 amino acids)
Source: RefSeq, a predicted model, not a curated record